AUGGCACCAAAGCACCAGACGCUAUGCGCGAAAGAAUAUGACAACAGGGCCACAGGGGAAUACCUAGUGGGACAACAGCAAUUUAUUGCCAAAUGGAAGCAGGCGUCAACCACAACCCCAUAUUUCAAGAUCGCUGCGCAUGAACGUUUCGGCCCGCCUGCCAGGAGGGCCGGUCGGACGUACAACGAUGAACACCUCGUCUCUUCUUCAGGUGCUAUAGUUCCAUUCCGGGAGAGGGAAGAACGAGAACGAAGUCCCCCAGUACGCCCCCAGCUGCUCCGUCGCCAAUCAUCACUUGAUACUUUUGACCGGGCGGCUACUCGACGAACUUACGACAAAUACGAUCGCGAAGACUAUGGCCCGCCAGUGACCCCAAUUCCUGUUCCAAGACGGAGGCGCUCACCUUCCAGUCAUGAAAGGAUUGACUUCGAGGAGAUCAGGGUUGCGGAACCGGACUAUUAUGGCGACGAAGAAUUUCGGCGUGUACAGGUGCGGGACAGGAGUAUGACCCCGCGACCCCGCGGACGGAGCGUCGCCCAUCGCCAGGGAGUGGAAGUGAGGGAUAUUCGGCCAUCAACAGCCCCACGUCGAGGCAAAACUCGUAUGCCCAAACGCUUAGUGCAUCCUCGGGCCAUUAUAGAUCUCGGAUAUGAAUAUGAGGAAGUGGACGAUGCCUACAUCAUUUUCCAGGCAUUGCAAGAGGCCCACAUAGAAGAUUUGGUAACCCGGAGUAGAGAGAUCAGACGAACAGCCAAUACACUGACCGUUGGCUUUCCAUCCGAUAGCCUCGCCGUAGAAAGACGGCGGUCGGUCUCCAGGAGGCCUGCAACAAGGGUAAUCGAACUAUCACGAUCGCGCCGGCCAUCGGUCUCACGACCAGAGGCCCCUCCAGUACGCCACCACCGCCGCCGACGAUCCUCACCAAUCCGAAUCAUUGAACCUAGAGAUGUCGUGCUGGAGGACGUCAUUGCACCUCGUGCUGAUGUCGCGCUGAUCGUUCCUGAUCGUCGACGGUUAGGGAGAGAUACUCAAACGAACAUCCGGUUAUCAGAGCGAGAGAGGAGAGCUCUGGAUGUUGAGGAAACUAUCGAGGUGCGACGGGAGCCUAAAGCUCCAAGUCCUCUACUGAUCAGAGCGAUGAUGGCAACAUUGACUUGA
Histoplasma mississippiense is the source of this 1158-nucleotide messenger RNA. RefSeq lists its product with no specific name. The coding region runs from base 1 to 1158 and encodes 385 amino acids. Lineage: Eukaryota; Fungi; Ascomycota; Eurotiomycetes; Onygenales; Ajellomycetaceae. The transcript is spliced from 7 exons. The record is from RefSeq and is a predicted model, not a curated record.